UGUCAGUAGAUAUGAGUUAGUUUGACAUUUGUAAAAUUAAGAUUUAUUUUAAACAGGGACUUUACAAAAUUACGGUAAAAUAAAGACUUUCAAAUUUAAACUUUUUUAUGGCGACCCCUGGGACCGAAGAAGAGCUUAAAUUUUACUUGCGGUUUGCAAAACCUUUAGCUUUAAAUCUUAAAGAUCCUUCUGAUCGAGUAACUGCUUCGGCUUGGAUUCGAAAACUGAAAAAUGAAGAAUUUGGAGCUCUUAAAACAAGAACUGAUCAUGUAAAAGUUCUUCUCUUUGUCCUCCAAAAGAAAAGACUAGUAGGAAGAUUUUCCGAAAAUCCGUCAACUAUAGAGAAAUUGGAGGACUUUUCUGAAGAAAUAAAGUUACAAGAUAUAGCUAGACAAUUGCUAGAAGCUGACUUAACAGAACGCAGAAGGCAGGCUGAAAUACCUCCUCCAUACUAUGUAGAAUAUUCACCUGAUCUAAAGGAAUACGCAUCUUCCCAGGAAAUACCUAAUUUUGGCAUUCAGGGUUACUAUGCUUUUUCAAAGGAACCAAUAUUUUUAUGGUAUAAAUCGGAAAAAGUUAAGCUUCCUAAAGAUGUUAUGGAAUUUGAUGGUGACGCUCUUCAUGGAAUCCAUUUACCAUUAUCGAGUGGUGAAAUUUCAAGACCUCGUUUGCCCAGAUCACCUGAUAAAUCUAAACCGAAAACAAUUUCGGCAUUAGAGAAAUCAAUUGCAGAAUUAGAAGGGAAAAGUGGAGCUACUGAAAAUGAGGAAGCUAUAGUGCCAAUUGUUCCUAUAGGAAGUCCUCGUCCUGAAGAUGACCGUGAGUCGCCUUCAUGGGGAUCUAAUCUUGGAACUGUAUCAGAGCCACCCGAAAAAGAAAUUUCGUCAAAAGCAGGUGCGAAGUCUCCCGCAGUUAAGGAUAUUGAAGGCGAUAUACUUGAGGAUGAACAUCCACCGAGUUUCCUUGAUAUCUCUAGUGCUUCAUCUGAACAUCCUUCACCUGCCGUUUGCCCUUUUGCGGCUUCUCCUCGUAAACAGUCACCUUAUACUCAAAAACCAGUUGAAGAUAUUGAAGGAGAUAUACUUGAGGAUGAAUAUCCACCGAGUUUUCUUGAUAUCUCUGGUGCGUCACCUGGAAAACCUUCACCUGCCGUAUGUCCUUUUGUGACUUCCUCACCUAUGACUUCUACUCGACGACAGUCACCUCCUACUCAAAAAGCGGACAGUAUUUGCCCAUUAACUCGACCAACCCCUCCUUCUAAAUAUCUUCAAUUUGAAGCAGACGGCGACUUGCUUGAUGAAGAAAUACCACCAGAAUUACUUGACAUGAGUCCUGUACCUUCCUCGCCAAUAGCAACAACAGCACCUACAGUGUGUCCGCUAAAACAACAGCAAGCGGUAAUUGACGAAAUGGCUGGUGACAUGUUAGAUGAUGAACUUCCCCCUGAUCUAUUAGACUCUGGCGAAAUUAUGAGUCCGCCGAAAAGUACCAAAAUAACACGAACUGUACAAAAGAAGACAGUUGAUCCAAUUACUCAAGAAGAAAUUGUGAAAACGGUUAAGACGGUUUUACAAGGUUCUCCUCAAAGAGAAACAUCUCCUCUACACCCUCCUGGUCCUUCUUCUCCUCGUCAAUCUUCUCCUUCACGUCGCCUACCUUCGCCUUGUCCACUGGCAACUCCUACUUCUCCAGAGGAAGUUACUCCUACAGGAGCUCCAUUGCCAGUGGUCCCAGUUGCCAGGAGAAGGACACGUUAUGUUGGUGGAACUCCGGUAUUACCUGAAGAAGAGAGAAGAAGAAAAUUCGAAAAAGCUGCAAGAAAACUUGAAUACGGUCCUUGUCCUACUGAACAAAGACUUCAAGAAAUCGCAGGAGAAGCAGAUGCUGAUUUCGCAUUAGAUCAAAGUUUACCUGAUUUUGUAUCUUCAUUUGUGGACGAUAUUGUAUUGUCACCUAAACCAUUACCAGUAACAAGCUCAACCGCAUUACCUGAAACCUCUCAAAUUAUGGAUGACUUAGUAUUCGAUCAAAGUGCCCCAGAAUUUGCUCCUUCAUUUAUUGACGAAGUUCCGUUGUCGCCAAGAGAUGUUGUACAAGCAGUAAAGCACGAGGUAAUUACAAAAGACGGUAUUCCACAAAAAGAAAUCACCACUACUACAACCAUCCCUAGACGUCUUCCUCAACGACAAAUACCAAGGCCAGGAGGAGUAAUAACGAAAGUGAGGAAAGAGGUAUUAUCGAAAAAUGGAAUACCACAACAAGAAAUUGUUACCACGGAGACGAUUCCCCAACCCAGCACUUCCGGUAUUCAAUCUAGGGGAGCUAUCAGUAAAAUACCAGGACGGCCAUCUUCAAGAAUACCGUCAUCUUCUAAAGCUAUGACGACAUUAGAAAGACCCUCUGAAACGCCGAAGAGAAAACCUCCAAGGGACGUUGCACCGGAUAGGAUCCGUAUGAGAUUAUCCUCUAGCGAAAAGAAAAAAAGACAAGAAGAACUGGCAAAAGUUCGGAGGCGAUUAGAUUGGAGUGAAGAAGAAUGCAGACUUGAAGAUAUUGAAGGCGAUUUAUUAGAACAAAGCCAACCACAAUUAGUACCGUCAUUUAUAGACGAAGUUCCUUUAUCACCACUUACUCAACAAAGAUUACAAGGUGUUGCAACAAUAGAUGAAAGACCUGUUGUACAAAAAACUACUACAGAAACAAUUAUGAAAGAUGGCGUUCCCCAAAAGACAGUUACUACAGUGGAAACUGUUAAAGCUUCAGAAGACCAGCGCAGAUUUGAUGAUAUUGAAGGUGAUUUACUAGAUGAAAGCCAACCACAACUAGCGUCGUCCUUCGUAGACGAAAUUUCCUUAUCACCAAAAAAACCAAGCCCUGAACAGCCUUGUCCUGCAACAAUCACACCGCAGGGAGCUCAAAGGCCUCCCAUUGUAAAACGUGAAACGCAGCAGUAUAUAACACAGCAUAUUGCUGGACAAACUCCUAAAGUUUCUGAUGAAGAAAGAAGAAAAAAAUUUGCAGCUGCAGCUAGACGAAUCGACUUUGGUCCUGGCCCUUCAGAACAACGACUGCAGGAUGAUGCUGCAACAGACGAAAGACCUGUUGUUCAAAAAACUACAACCGAAACAAUUAUGAAAGAUGGCGUUCCUCAAAAAACAAUUACUACAGUAGAAAACGUUAAAACUCCAGAAGAUGAAUGUAGACUUGAGGACAUUGAAGGUGAUGAAAUUCUUCCCGAUGAUUUGGAUACGUCAUUCAUGAGAGAAUUAGAACGAGAGUUAGCGGAAGCAGCUGCACAAGAUGUGGAAAUGUUAGAAGAUGAAUAUGAAGGAAUGGACAAAUAUGAUGAAAUGGAGAGAGAAUUAAAUGAAAUUGAUGACGCAAUGCGUCGCUGGGAUACUCUUUUACAGCAGUUAGAAGAAGAUCAUAAGGAAGAUAUAUUAGAAGUAGAAGCAUCAGAAAGAGCAUCGGGACAUGUUUCCCCUACAACGAGAACACCUACAGGAGGAUCACCAGAAUAUGUUUCCCCUACAACAACAACACCUACAGAAGGAUCACCAGAAUAUGUUUCCAGUACAACAAGAACACCUACAAGUGGACGAGAACCACCAAAAUAUGUUUUCCGUACAAGAACACCUACAGAAGGAUCACCGGAAUGUGUUUCCCGUACGCCAAGAAUAAGACACACUGAUCGAACUCAAGCAAGAGAACGACUAAAACGAAAAAUUGAUAUGAGUCAAGCUCCACCAGUGGAAUAUGUUUCUCCUACAACAAGAACACCUACAGGAGGGCAAGAACCACCAAAAUAUGUUUUUCGUACAAGAACACCUACAGGAGGAUCACCGGAAAAUGUUUCCCGUACACCAAGAAUAAGAUACACUGAUCGAACUCAAGCAAGAGAACGACUAAAACGAAAAAUUGACAUGAGUCAAGCUCCACCAAUUACAGAAGAACCACCACGAACACUUCCCGAAACUGUACCAUCUGAAGCAGGACCAUCCACAAGCCGGCAAGAUUUACCUCCCCCAUGCGAAUCUGCAUCACAAGUUCAACCACUAACGAAAGAGCAAUAUAGAAGACUUAUGUUAGGAGACGAAUACGACAAAUAUGAAGAAUAUAAAAAGCAUAGGCGACCUGAUGUUCCAACGACUCCACCAAUGUUUAGUAGAUUCAAAUUUAUAAGGGACGAAGCAGAAGGGACCGUUUAUGAACCUGAAGAAUUUGGAGUAAGCGCCGAUGAAGUUUGGCAGGAAGGUGCAGAAACACUUAAAGAUUUAGGAUUAGUUCGUUCGCCAACUGGUGCCGAUGCAAAAUUUUUUGAAGACGAAACUCCACCUGAACUUAUUGACCAAGAAAUAGAAUAUGCAAAAGACGAAGAGGAAAAAAAAGACCUUAACAGGCGGUUAGGAAAGGUUAUGGAUGACAUACAGAGAAUUAAAAAUGAAUUAGCGGAAUCUGCCGGGUUACCAGUAACCUUACCUAGAAAAUCACCAAGUCCGCGAAGGUCUAGAGUAUCGUCAGAUUUUUUAACUUCUGAGUCUCCACCUAGGUUCGACGAGUUAUUACCUGACGAAGAACAAAUAUCACCUUUAGAAGAUGAUAGACAGCAUCAAGCACUUCAGAAAAUUAUUUCACAAGAAGAAUAUCCAGAAUUACUUGACGAAAGCCCUCCACCUCUAAGUCCUUGCGAAUUGCCUCAAAUAAGUGAAGAAAUCGAUAUGAGAAGUCCCUCACAUACUAGAAGAAGGCUAUUUUCUCCACCAUCCACUUCACCAUCACCUACUACUUCAAAAUCACCACCAAGAACGAUUUGCGACGAUGUUCCUCAGUCAACCAGCCUUCCCACCACACCCACUUCACCAAAAGUAAUUUGUCCUGUUAAAGCAUCACCAACGGAAGACAUAGACUUAAGACAGUUAAGACGUGAUAUACAAGAAAGGGCAGUGCGACCAAGGGAUAAACCUCAUAUGGAUGUAGUGUUGGGUAAAACAUCAGCGAAGCGUCGACGUAUAAAAAGAAAAUCUCCUGCUCCAGAAGGUACCUUUAUUGAAAGGGAAGAAGAUUAUGCUCCGCCAGAACGCGUCCCUGAGUGGCAAACUCCACCCCGUUUGAAAGCGAAGCCUACACUUUCACCACCUCAGAGAAUUAGGGAGGUAUGGGAUACAUCUCAUGCUCCUUCGCGACCUGUACCAGAGCCUCAACUGGACGACGAAAGACCCCCCGAAGAGCUAUUCUCUCAAAUAGUGGACGAUUAUGUGGAUGGCGUACCAGUAAAAAGAACAGAAACCAAAGUAACAACAUCGUUGCCACAUAAAGCGUCGCCAUCUUCACCUAGACCGGUUUGUCCUAUGAUUGCCAUUCGAGAUAAACCUAUACCACCGGUGCAAGGACCUGGACUUGAUGAUGAACAACCGCCUGAGGAGUUAUUUACUCAAAUAGUUGAUGAAUACGUUGAUGGUGUACCAGUAAAAAGAACCGAAACAAAAGUAACCACCGCACUGCCUCAAAAAGAACCAAUUUGUCAAUUUCAGCCAAGAAGUCCUACGACUAUCGCCCGUGAAGAACCUUUUGCUCUUCUAGACGAAUCUCCCCCUAGACUCAUUGAUGAUGAAGAAAUGGAACAAAGGGUGGAUCUACAAGCAGACCAAAAUCUUCAAGACAUCGUUUGCAGAUCACCAGAGAGAGACAUACUUGAUGAACAAGAAGUUGAUUUAGUACCGACAUCACCUACAUCACCUCGGCCAAUAACUAGUCGAUCGCCUACCCAUGGACUUCCUGUAAGCAUUCCAUCUACUUCUAGGGCACGCUCACCCCCCUUAUUGUUUUAUCGGCCCUCUAGAGAGGGCGAGCAAGUUAUGGAUGAGGUAAGGAGAGGUGCGAGACCCUUCAGAGAUAUGAAAUUCGAGUGGGAUGUAGUUUGCGGCAGAACAAGAGGUGGAAAACCAAAACGCGUUAAACGAUAUGGUAGAUAUCGCCGAACAUACGUUCCAGGUUUGGGAAGGGUUGAAGAAUUUCCUUUCUGUGGUGAUGGCUUACUUGAAAAAUAUGCUGAGUGGCCUGGACCGCCUCAACAACCUCUUCCGGAAGAUUUAAUGGGUCAUGAGGUUCCCAUUACGUCAACUCCAAUCAGGGAGAGAAGCCCCCGUAUUAUGGAUGAGGAUGUUCCACUCGGAUUACCCUCACCAAUAGGACAAUCUCGAUUACCUGGUUGGAAAACACCACCACAUCUUCAAUACGAAAGAAAAAAAUUUCCAAAGAAGCGCAGUUCCUCUAGACAAGAAUCACCUCGCCCAGGGCCAUCAACUUCACCCAGUUACACUAAAAGAAAGCAAAUAUUUGUGGAUGGCUCUCCUGUAAGAACAGUUGAAACGAAAGUAUCGACACCUUCUCCGAAAGGCCUCCACGAUGUAUCGGAUAUUGAAUUUGUAGAAAGCCCACCUCCAUCUGAUGAAUGCUUUCAACCACAACUACAGGCUAUAGCCCAAAGAGAACAUUUUGAAGACUUGGUUGCGCAAAGCCCACCACAGUUUGAAGACUUUCCCCCGGAGGAAGAACUGCCCGCCAUACCAGAAGACCACGGUAAAAUAUUGCAAGACAUUUUAUCAAAGGAAGUAUGUCCUGGCCUGUCAGGGGAGAGUCCACCCCCAUUCAGUCCAGAUCAACCUUCAUUUGAAGUACAGGAAUACGAUGUUGGUAGUGGUAGCCCAAUUCAAAUACGAAGAAGGUUAUUUCCACCUAGCAGCCCUUCAUCACCUGUUUCGGCCCCCAUUCCUGUUACCACUGCGACACAACCAGUUCUCCAAAUUCCAACGCAGACUUCGACAAGUCCUACACCACCGCUUCAUCGUACACCCGUUUGUCCCAUUACCAGUCCUCCUUCACCGGAAAUAGACUUAAGACGAUUUAGACGUGAAAUACAGGAGAGGGCAGUGCGACCAAGGGAUAAACCUCAUAUGGAUGUAGUGUUGGGUAAAACAUCCGCGAAGCGUCGACGUAUAAAAAGAAAAUCUCCUGCUCCAGAAAGUACCUUUAUUGAAAGGGAGGAAGAAUAUGCUUCACCAGAACGCGUCCCUGGGUGGCAAACUCCACCACGUUUAAAAGCGAAACCUGUACUUUCACCACCUCAGAGAAUUAGGGAAGUAUGGGAUGCAUCACAUGCUCCUUCGCGACCUGUACCAGAGCCUCAACUGGACGACGAAAGACCCCCCGAAGAGCUAUUCUCUCAAAUAGUGGACGAUUAUGUGGAUGGCGUACCAGUAAAAAGAACAGAAACCAAAGUAACAACAUCGUUGCCACAUAAAGCGUCGCCAUCUUNGAAAGCCCACCUCCAUCUGAUGAAUGCUUUCAACCGCAACUACAGGCUAUAG
Messenger RNA from Agrilus planipennis (emerald ash borer), 7367 nucleotides. Its product is annotated as titin-like. Lineage: Eukaryota; Metazoa; Arthropoda; Insecta; Coleoptera; Buprestidae. Bases 108 to 7367 code for a protein of 2419 amino acids. The transcript is spliced from 10 exons. The record is from RefSeq and is a predicted model, not a curated record.